Messenger RNA from Drosophila mojavensis, 1372 nucleotides. RefSeq lists its product as uncharacterized. The record is from RefSeq and is a predicted model, not a curated record. Bases 441 to 590 code for a protein of 49 amino acids. Lineage: Eukaryota; Metazoa; Arthropoda; Insecta; Diptera; Drosophilidae. The transcript has 3 exons.
AUUCAGUAGAUUUUUUGCGGCUCCAAAAGUCGGACGUGUUCGUGGUUAUUUAUUUUAUUUUUUUUUUAGAAAUGCAAACACUUGCCAACAUUAAAUACGUGUACUGCAUUUGUUUAUAAGUGAGCGUGUAGUGAAUGCGAAUGCAACAAUGUUCGCUGUAACCAAGUGUGAUUGACUACCAAUUGUAGGGACCUAUAGUAACAACUACAAAUGAUCAAGCACACAAACAACAAACACAAUAAUAAUAAAAGCUGAAAUAGAAACAACAGCAACAACCACAACAACAAACAACGCUACUGCGUUAGCGCAACUGAUUGAACGCCUCUCUCCUCUCGCCGCCUGUGACACGACAACACAGCGCAAACCAAAACACAGCAGCGCAACGGCCUGCUCAAGAAAAGAAGAUCUUCAUAGCGAACGUACAAUCAAAACCAUCUCAAAUGAUUGAGAAUCCCGCACGAACAGCUAUGACGGAGGAGAUAACCGGCAAUUGGAGCUACUAUGUGUAUAUAUCACUAACGUUGGUUCCAGUCUAUUUGGCAUUUCAGCUCAUUAAGUUUUUGGGCUGGCAGCUAUUUGUGAACAACUGAGCAAAUAGCCAACGCACAGCCAACACAUCCCAGCCAUCAACAACAUCAACAAUAACAACACCAACAACAACACUUGCCAGACAACACCAAGCAGUGAGCAGCCAACACAGCGGAGUCAUAAUCACAAUUGAAAUUGGAAUUGCAGUUGAGAGUUUGGAGCUGAAGCCGAAGUUGGAAACUGCUGUUCUAAAAGGUGCGUAGUCACUUGAAGGCAGUCGCCGCUGUCAGUCGAAAGUCGUUGAGUGCGCGUAAAGGACCGAAGUGUAGGACUCUGAGCACUGCAGGCUCAGCCCAAUUUUCAGCUCCAGUCAGACAGUCAGUCAGACAGUCAGCCAGGCAGCUAGGCAGUCAGGCCUGGCCUCGUCGUUGCAUCCAUACACAAACAACGCUCUCACUGACAAGGACCCAUCCGGACGACACGCUGGGAAUACAAAAAAAAAAAAAAAAAAAAAUAAUAAUAAUAAUAAAAAAUAAAAAUUGAAGCGAGAGGCAAAUACAAAUAAAAAGAGAUAGCGAUAGAGAUAGGAAUAGAGAUAGAGAUAAAAAGUGUACGAAACGAGAAGCUGAAGAGAUCGUUAAGCGCAUGUCCUUUGCCCAAGCCGUGCAUAACGGAGUAUAUAAAACAUAAUUUGCCUAAGUAAAUAUGUUUAAAUUCAAUAAAAAUAGCGCAGUUAGCGCAGAGAACAGAGUAUGAAAGCAACGUAAGCGAUAUAAAUAACAAAAUUAACCGGAAAAAGAAGAAAAGAGAAAACGGAAGAGCGCAGACAGAGAGAGAGAGAGAG